Molecule: messenger RNA, 1907 nt
Organism: Mercenaria mercenaria
Lineage: Eukaryota; Metazoa; Mollusca; Bivalvia; Venerida; Veneridae
Product: putative neutral sphingomyelinase
Exons: 8
Coding region: 93-1265 (390 amino acids)
Cellular component (GO): cytoplasm
Molecular function (GO): sphingomyelin phosphodiesterase activity
Source: RefSeq, a predicted model, not a curated record
UCUGUCACUCACGGACUAGAUAGGCAUGCACCCGGAUACAGUUCACGGGAGUCGGCAUAUAUACCAGUCUCGGAAUAGAAAAUUGCACGGUCAUGAAGAUCAAAGUUUUGACGCUUAAUUGCUGGGGUGUGCCAGUACCAUUUGUUUGUAAAAAUAGAAAGGAGAGGUUUUUGGCUAUUGGAACUGAAGUUGGAAAGUCAUCAUAUGAUAUUGUAGCUUUUCAAGAGGUAUGGCACAAAGGUGACUUUGAAAUUUUGAAAAGAAAUAUUGGAGAUACAUUACCAUAUAGUCAUUAUUUCUACAGUGGAAGUAUAGGAAGUGGCCUUUGCCUGUUCUCAAAACAUCCAAUAUUGGAGACCUUAUACCAUAGAUUUGAUCCUAAUGGAUACUGUCAUAAGAUACAGCAUGGCGAUUGGUUUGGAGGCAAGGGUUUGGGCUUGGCGAAGAUAGACGUCUCUGGGACCAUUGUACAUCUCUAUAUAACCCAUAUCCAUGCAGAAUACAACAGAGAGCGUGAUGAGUACCGGGCUCAUAGGAUAUGUCAGGCCUUCAGUUCCAGCCAGUUUAUAAAGUACACAAGUAAUGGGGCACAUGUUUCCUUUCUCUGCGGAGACUUGAACUUUGAACCUGUUGAUUUAGGCUACAAGAUGAUCUGCUGUAACGGAACCUUGAAGGAUGCUUGGUUAGAAAAGCAAAGCACCCAAUCAGAAGACAAGGAAGGGAAUACAUCUGACUGCCCUAGUAACAGUUACAGUGGAAACAAUAAACGAGAUAAAUAUCCACAUGGGAAAAGAAUUGAUUACAUCCUUUAUAAAGCAGGAGAAGGUAUCAGUGUAGAAAUAGAGGACUGUUCACUGACAUUGGGAAGAGUGCCAGGAAAACCUUUCAGUUAUUCUGAUCAUGAAGCUGUUGAAGCAACCAUAACUGUAGAUAAAAAGGAACAGAAAGAAAAUAAGCAGGAAGACCAAGAUCUGUCGGCACUUCUACAAGAAUCCGUCAGCAUCGUUGAUUCAGGUCUUCAGUCAACUAGAACAAAUAGUAGAUUCUUCAUAGCAUUUUCUGUUCUAUGUCUUGCAUUGGCGUAUUUUAUUUCUGUGAUUCAUAUUCCAUAUCCGCUCGAUUAUUUUGUUACAUUUUUCAAACUUCUACUUAUUCUGUCCAUGGGAUUUGGUAUUUCCCAGUUUUUGAUUAUGAUCAGAUCAGAGGUCCAUGGUCUAGAAGCUGGUAGACUUGAUAUGAAAAACCUUUUACAAAAUUUAAAGUAAUUUCAAUCAGUUAGAGGUCCAUAAUUUAGAAGCUGAUAUGAAAGACUUUCUACAAAAUUUUACACUAAUGUCCAUUGAGUCAGAGGUCCAUGGUCUAGAGGCUAAUAUGAUUUUUUUUUUACAAAAUUUACAUUAGUUUCCAUCGGGUCAGAGGUCCACUAUAAAAAAACUUUUACAAAAUUUACAGUAAUGAAAUAAUCUAAAUGGUUAAAGACCUCUAAAACACAGUAGUUUUAAUUCAGCUUUUCAGUAAUGUCCAACUGGAAAGUGUUGAUAAUUGUUGGGCUUUUUUUCAAACUUUCACAGGUGCAUAAUUCCACGGUUACUGCACACAUUAUAUUGAGAUUCGAACCAAAGAAAAAGAUAUGUUUGGCACUGACUGGGUAUUGAACUGUGUAUUAUCUUUUAGUGUGUUUUCUGCUUUAUUAUGUGUCUUUUUCCAAAUGAGCACUUUUGUACUCAUAUUUUUUAUGGUUUUGCAUUUCUGAGUUAAUUGUUAUGGCUCUGGUAUGUUCAAACGUUUUGAUAAUGUGUAAAUAGGAGGAAAUAUUAUAACCAGUGAAUUUUUGAAAACAAUAAUUUAUCUGAUUCAGUAUUUAGUGGAGUUUUAUGUGAUUUAAGAAGCUAAAAAAUUCUGGGGGG